AUUGCUGCUCGGCUACAAUUGUUUCUUGUUGCUAGACUACUGAUGCCACAGAGAUAGCCGGAGAAACAACAUCAGAGGAAUUAUGAUAGAAGGCUAACCGCCGCAAAUGAUAUUUCCAUUUCUGCAUCGUUUAUUCCAAGCAACGGUGUAAUACGAGAGAUUCUAUAGCUGAGGCAAACGUGUCAACAUAGCGAAAUGAAGCAUCGAAAAAUGACAAGAACACGCAAGGAGAGGUUCUACAACUGUCCAAUUCCUCCAAAGAGAGAUUAGUUUAUCAUUUUAUCUGUAUCCAACUUCCACGAUGUCUCUCGUGGCCAGCGAUAUCCCGACGGACGAAGACCUAGAAGAUCUGGUCGAGGAUGGUCUUUCUCUUGCUACCUGCAUAUCAGACUCUGGAAAGAAAGCCAGGAAAAAGAAGCUGUCUGGUAAACCUCCCCCUUCUCCCAGGUCUCCGUAUCUCUCCAGUAUGGAUGUGAACCCGAGGAGAUCAGCGGUGUCAGCCUGGAGGCCCCUGAGAGGAACUCUGGGUGAGAGGGGGGAGGCCCUAGUGGGGAGAGGUGACACUCUUUUGGAGAGGGGUGAGACAGCUCGGACCCCAAAGGAGAGCUGUCUGGCUUCGCUAAGCAACGGGCACGGUCUGUCCCAGUCUCUGAGAGUUGCCUGUCUCUCCUCUUCUCCCUGUACUCCAGAGUAUCUCCAACAGGCUCUGGGCAUUAAGAAACCCAAACACUCCUCAUCCAAUGACUACAGAGAGAAGGAGGACAUGUACGAUGAGAUCAUCCACCUCAAGAAGAGUCUUCAGGCUCAGAAGUCAGAGAAGGACAGGAUGAAAGCCAAACUACGGCGUCUGGAGGAGGACAAAACUAAGAAAGACAAGCAAAUAGAACAGCUGCUGGAUCCCACCAAGGGACCGGAGUACACACUGGGUCUGGUGGACAAGAAACACCAGGGGAGCCUGGUUGUUAAUGGACUGAAACAGAGAAUCCUGAAGCUGGAACAGCAGUGUAGAGAGAAGGAGAACACUGUGACCAAACUGCAGAGUGAGCUGCAGACCACUAAUCUGGAGGAGUUGAAGAUCACAGUGGAGACCUACUUUGAGGAGAUUCAGAGACUGAGGAUGAUAUUGGACGCAACAGAGAAAAGCAGUAGAGCAGAGAAUAAAGGUUCUCAGAGGAAGCAGAAGGUUCUAAGCUCUACGGUUCUGCGUCUAUCAGAGAACUUGAAACAGCUACAGCAGGAGAACCACACACUGAGAGAGGAACUCACAGAAAGCCCAGCCAGCGGGCUGAAAGCCUACAAAGACUGGAGCAAACAGAGAGUGUUGAGGAGACUGGUGGAACUGGAGACGAGGUUAGAGGAGGGGAGGAGAGCCCCGGCCAGGAGGAGUGGGGUGGACAGACUAGUCCAGACUGACCACCACACCACGCCCACGGAGACAGGGGUUGCUACGACGCCGGGGAUAACCGCCGUAACAACGGAAGGGGGCGUUGCAGUGGGAAACACCCAACAGGAAGGGGAGGGGUUUGUCCGUCUGAAGGGGUGUGUCAGACAACUGGAGCAGGAGAAGGCGGAGCUACAGGAGACGCUGACGGAUAGAGAACGGGAGCUGAGACGACUGAUGGCUGAAAGAGAGCAGGAAGAGGAAGAGACGGAGAGGAGGAAGAAUGAACGAAGGAGUGAACAUGAGAAGGAAACACAGCUCUCUCUACUGGAGAGAGAACAGCUGACCAUGAAGAUACAAUCCCUGGAGGAGGAGAAGAAGAGAUGGACUGGAGAAGAACAGAACCAGGAGAACCGGAAGGAGAACCCAGAAGGGAGGGAGGAGAAGGAAAGGGCAGCUAGGGUGAUCCAGAGAGAGUGGCUGGAGCACAGAGAAAGGGACACAGUAUUUGUCCAGUCAGCAAUAAGAGGACAUCUCCUCAGACAGAGCCAGAUAGCUCACCUCCAAGACACACACACCAGCACUCUCAACAAGAAUGGCCAAUCACAGCGCGGCAGUGAUGUUACCUCCUGUGUGGAGGAUGAGGAGCUGGUUGCCGUGACGCUGAUCCAGUCUGUGUUCCGAGGUCACCUGACACGCAGCGCACUAAUGACGGAGAGCUCUGAGUCCCCAGCCCCUCCUCCCUGUGGACCCACCCCAGCCCCUCCUCCCUGUGGACCCACCCCAGCCCCUCCUCCCUGGGGACCCACCCCAGCCCCUCCUCCCUGUGGACCCACCCCAGCCCCUCCUCCCUGUGGACCCACCCCAGCCCCUCCUCCCUGUGGACCCACCCCAGCUCCUCCUCCCUGUGGACCCACCCCAGCCCCUCCUCCCUGGGGACCCACACCAGCUCCUAGAAGAGACCCCUCUGUCCCUUCAACACACACUCCCAGCAACACAGCCCUUCCAGGCAGUGAUGUAGAUGAAGAUGUAACGGAGCUGAGUGAGGAAGAUCCCUGGCCUGUCUCUAACACACUGUCCAACAGGAGGAGACUCACACCAGCACAGCUACAGCUCCACCCACCUCCAGACUCCAAGGUUGCUAAGGCGAUGGACUCUGAGGAUUCGGACGAUGACAUCAUCGUGUCUCCGUCUCGUCUCGUGGGAAGGAGAGAAGAGAUCUACUUCUAGACCAGAGCGUUGCACUAUGGGAUAUGAAGUGUGUGUGUGUAGCUGGGUAUGCAGGCUUUUACUCCAGCCCUACACCAGAUUCAAUCAAGGUUCAGAGGACAUGCUGAUAAGUAGAACCAAGUGUGUUUUGGUAGUGCAGGGCUGGAACGAAGUCCUGCACGUGCAGUAGCUCUCCGGGAGGGGAGUGGCUGUAAUAAUGAUAAUAAUCCUGAACAUACCCAGGAGGGUUGCUUGGCCAGCUCUCUGCCCAAUACAUCUCUGUUCUGAUACAGAUCGUUUUUUAUGUUGCCAAAGUGCCUGAGUGCCCGAAUAUAGAUUAUUGAUGGUCAUAAACAAACGUAUAAAUCAUGGAGUGUAUUGUAGCGACUUUUAAUUCACGUCUAUCAAUAGAAACACUGCUGAUCCAAACCGUGAACUUAUCAUCUUAUUCUACUGCAAUAUGACGCUCAGAGGAGAGCUUGUGCGCGUGACUGGUUGUUGUUAUCGUGCCUUGAUUUGUGUUUAUUAUAAUAGCUGUAAUCCAUGAACGUCAUGUUUUAUCUGAUUAAAUGAGUAUCUUUCCUUGUAUCGUAAAACA
Molecule: messenger RNA, 3188 nt
Organism: Salvelinus namaycush (lake trout)
Lineage: Eukaryota; Metazoa; Chordata; Actinopteri; Salmoniformes; Salmonidae
Product: IQ domain-containing protein E-like
Exons: 22
Coding region: 302-2611 (769 amino acids)
Molecular function (GO): protein binding
Source: RefSeq, a predicted model, not a curated record